CUGCGCGGUAUUUGAAUCCUGGAGCUAGGCGACUUCGCGAGUAUCUCCAGCGGUGCGGUCCGGGAGAGAAGUUCUAACCGCGCCGCGGUAGAUAGUGCUCUUGGUUUCCAGUCCGCGUCCCUCCUUGGGCCGGGCUGCCACUCGUGCCUGUCCCGGUCCUCAUGGCGCUGCUCCGACGCCCGACGGUUUCCACUGAUCUAGAAAAUAUUGACAUAGGAGUUAAUCCCAAACCUAAGAGUCAUGUGACUGUCAGGCGGGCAGUUUUAGAAGAAAUUGGAAAUCGAGUUACAACCAGGACCACACAAGCAGCUAAGAAAGCUCAAAACACCAAAAUACCUGUUCCACCCACCAAAACGACCAAUGUCAACAAGCACCUGAAACCUACUGCCUCUGUGAAGCCAGUGCAGAUGGAAGUGUUGGCUCCAAAGCGCCCUUCUCCCGCCCCUGAGGAUAUCUCCAUGAAGGAGGAGAACCUCUGCCAGGCCUUCUCUGACGCCUUGCUCUGCAAAAUCGAGGAUAUCGAUAAUGAAGAUUGGGAGAACCCUCAGCUCUGCAGCGACUACGUGAAGGAUAUCUACCAGUACCUGAGGCAGCUUGAGGUUCUGCAGUCCAUAAAUCCACACUUCUUAGAUGGGAGAGAUAUAAACGGACGUAUGCGCGCCAUCCUGGUGGACUGGCUGGUGCAAGUCCACUCCAAGUUUAGGCUGCUGCAGGAAACUCUGUAUAUGUGCGUCGCCAUCAUGGAUCGAUUUUUACAGGUUCAGCCAGUCUCUCGGAAGAAGCUUCAGCUGGUUGGGAUUACAGCUCUGCUCCUGGCUUCCAAGUAUGAGGAGAUGUUUUCUCCAAAUAUCGAAGACUUCGUUUACAUCACAGACAAUGCUUAUACCAGUUCCCAAAUUCGAGAAAUGGAAACUCUGAUUUUGAAAGAGCUGAAAUUCGAGUUGGGUCGACCUUUGCCGCUACACUUCUUAAGGCGAGCUUCGAAAGCCGGGGAGGUCGACGUUGAACAGCACACGUUAGCCAAAUAUCUGAUGGAACUGACUCUCGUUGACUAUGACAUGGUGCAUUAUCACCCUUCUAAGGUGGCAGCAGCUGCUUCCUGCCUGUCCCAGAAGGUUCUAGGCCAAGGAAAAUGGAACUUAAAGCAGCAAUAUUACACUGGAUAUACGGAGAGUGAAGUGUUAGAAGUCAUGCAGCACAUGGCCAAGAACGUAGUGAAAGUAAACGAGAACUUAACAAAAUUCAUCGCCGUCAAGAAUAAGUAUGCAAGCAGCAAGCUCCUGAAGAUCAGCACGAUUCCUCAGCUGAACGCAAAAGCCAUCAAAGAGCUCGCCUCACCUCUCAUGGGACGGUCCUAGGCUGCCCUGGCCGUCGGGGAGCAGUGCUUCGGCCGUGCACUUUGUCUUACGGAUUUGGAACUCCUGACUUUGUAUAUAGUCCUCUGGUCUAUUUCCUGAAACCUUUUCUCAGACCGAUUUUCUAAAUGUAUAUUGAGGAAAAAUAAAGCUAUUAAUUUUUCUUAAGGUA
Molecule: messenger RNA, 1527 nt
Organism: Vicugna pacos (alpaca)
Lineage: Eukaryota; Metazoa; Chordata; Mammalia; Artiodactyla; Camelidae
Gene: CCNB2
Product: cyclin B2
Biological process (GO): mitotic cell cycle phase transition
Molecular function (GO): cyclin-dependent protein serine/threonine kinase regulator activity
Source: RefSeq, a predicted model, not a curated record